AUGGAAUAUUCAAAGAAAGACGAUGCUACACUGCUGACCAAACAAUCGGCCCCCUCCAUGGACAACAAAGGCCAUUCAGUUGUCCAGUAUGGAAGCUUCAAUCCAGCUUUCCUAGAACAUGAGACUGACGCUCCAGAUAAACUAUCGGCACCCGUCCCCCAAGAUCAGUCGGAAGGCACAACUUCUCUGGACAUCGUUGAUCUCUCUUAUACGAUCAAGGAACACCCUGGACACUGGUGGCAUGGGUCGUGCUUGAGGAAAUCUCGGCUGAAGACAGUCCUACACAGUCUCUACAUGACCUUCACAAAGGGAGAAAUCACAGCACUCAUCGGAAGUUCAGGAUCUGGCAAAACGUCGCUGCUAGAUGUGAUCUCUGGGCGAGCCCAAGGAGAGGUCAGCGGGUUAGUCACCUACAAGAAAGAGCUGUGUACACGAGACACCAUGAAGCAAGUAUCCAGCUAUGUUCUACAGGCUGACCGCUUGCUGCCCACGCUGACUGUCAAAGAAACCUUAACAUAUAUGGCAUAUCUCAAACUGCCGGGCCAGUUGACCUCCUCAGAGAUUGAUGCAAAGGUGCAGUCUGUGAUUGCAGACAUGGGUCUUCAACAUGUUGCUGAGUCUAGGAUCGGUGGGGCUGUGGUCAGGGGUGUGUCGGGAGGAGAGAAAAGAAGGAUUACAAUAGGCGUACAGCUGCUCAAAGACCCAGAAAUCCUGUUACUAGACGAGCCAACAUCAGGACUGGACGCUUUCACUGCUCGACAACUAGUUUCCAGUCUGGCACAAUUGGCACAUCGAGGCAAGCUGGUCAUCCUGACCAUUCAUCAGCCACGGUCGGAUAUUUUCAAUUUGUUGGACAAAGUAGCAAUUCUGACCAUUGGUCGGUUAGCUUUUAAUGGAAAACCAGAUCAUUUGGUUUCAUAUUUCACCAGCAUUGGAUAUCCGUGUCCCAGGAAUCAAAAUCCGUGUGAUGUUUACGUCGACAUAACCAGCGUGGACAGAAGGAGCCCUGGAGUCGAGAAAUCCACAAGCAAGAAGGUUCAAAAACUCUGUGACGCUUUUGCUAACUCGGAUCUGCAAACAAGUCUUGUCAAACGCCUUUCAGUUGGCCUGACAUAUCGCAAGUCUGAUGGCGCCGAGAACAAUGUUGGAAGCAAAAAUGAAAUGCCUCCAUGGACAAGAAAGAUGCAGUGUCUACUCAAGCGUAUGUACAUCCAUCUGUGGAGAGACCGCGGCGCUUUCCUUGGACGAUUUUUAAUGCUGCCUUUCUUUGUGCCGUUCAUCUUGAUUUUCCUUGGCCGUCUCAACACCGAACAAGAGAGCAUCCAGAACCGACUGGGCCUGAUAUACCAGGCCACCCAAGUGACUGCAUACGUGGGCAUGACUCACUCUAUAGCUCUGUUUCCAGUACUGAGAGAACUCUUCUACAGAGAAUAUCAAGAUGGGCUGUAUUCAACGUUUACAUUCCUUCUGGCUUAUUGUUUGCAUUGUCUCCCGUUCAACAUGGUAACCGUGACGGUGUUCUCCUCUAUAUUUUACUGGUCUGCUGGGAUGAACAACAACGAUACUCUGUCGUUUGCUGCCUUCGUGUUAGUGUGUCUGAUACUUGUGCAGUUCGGUGAAACUUUGACUGCCGGCAUCCUUGGUGUGUUCAGAAACGUGCCGCUGGCAAACAAUACAACUGCUCUGGUGUUUUCUGCAUCUGGUCUUUUGGCGUCUGGUUUAUUGAGAGCUGUUACCAACAUGCCAGAUUUCCUCGAGUGGGCUGGCUACAUUGCCAUUCACAAGUAUGCUGCAGAGAUCGUUGUAGCCAAUGAGUUUCACAACCUCAACUUCACCUGCUCUCAUCAUUCGCAACAAGAGACACAGUGCCUGACUACAGGAGAUCAAUAUUUAAAACUGUUUUACCGUGAUGCCCUUGAUAACAUGAGUCGCAAUUUCGGUAUACUUGCUGGAUAUUCUGUAGGUGGUUUUGUUCUGUCUGUCUUGCUGUUCAAAGCACGUGGACUGCCCACGCUUCAUUAG
Molecule: messenger RNA, 2022 nt
Organism: Candidula unifasciata
Lineage: Eukaryota; Metazoa; Mollusca; Gastropoda; Stylommatophora; Geomitridae
Source: the annotation of a GenBank genome assembly